UGGCCCAAAAGGGUUUACAUACAAGGUCCGAAACAACCUUGUACAUCUCGUCCAUGUGUCAAUGGCAGAAGCUAUUUCCAGGAGGUAUCUUCUCAGAUUUGCAUCCCCUUCAAAUUACUUUAAAUAGUAGUUACAAAUCUCUCUCUAUUCGCCCAUUCAAUCAAUCUACUAUUCUAAUGGCUGAAUGGUCUCAACUCCCUCGAGAACUCGUAGACCUCAUCUCCAAAUACCUCUCUUUCGAAAUCGAUUUCCUCCGUUUCCGUUCCGUUUGCUCUUCCUGGCGUUCCUCCGUUCCUCCUAAACCCUACCCGAAUACCCCUUCUCGUUUCCCCAUUCUCCCUAAUAACGGCAUCGCUGAAAACAGCUGGGGUUUUAAACUUACCAAAACACCCCUCUACCUUAUCAGUCCCCCCAAACAAACGACGUCGUCUGAUGAUAACCACGGUGGAUGGAUCCUUAAACUGGAUAGGGAAAAUCCUCAACGUAUGCGUUUGCUUAACCCUCUUUCUAGAUCCCAAUUCAAACCUCUUCCUUCCAAUUUCCCUAAAAAUUUGGAUCCCUCGCAAUACCCAAUUCUUGAAUUAGGCCAGGAGUAUACUCUUCAGUUUAUUAAGUACCGACCUAGGGCUAAUUCAAUUGCGGAUGCGGGGAAUCUUUACAUGGAAAAAGUUGCUGUUCGUUUGGAAGAAGAUGGGUUUUUGUUACUGACAAUUCAUGUUUCUGGGAAAUUGGUGAUGUAUAGAUCUGGUGAUACGAAGUGGUCGAUUGUUGAUGACUCAUCAUUACCGUACGAUGAUGUUAUUCUUAAAGAUGGGAACUUUUAUGCUGUUGAUAAUACUGGGAAGGGAGUGCUUGUUAAGUUGAGUGAUGGGUCAGCGCCGGAAUUGACCAUUGUUGGUCAGUCUGUGUUUGGUGGGGAUAAGAAGUUUCUUGUGGAGUCGUGCGGGGAAUUGUUGAUGGUUGAUAAGUAUUUGAGUAUUGGUCCAGAAGAUGAUCUUGGAUAUAAUGAGAAUGUGGAGUUUUACGAGGAAUUUGAUUGUUACAUGAGUGAAAGGACAGUUAGGUUUAAAGUUUAUAAGCUGGAUGGAGAGAUGCAGAGGUGGGUUGAGGUUACUGAUUUGGAAGAUAGGAUACUGUUUGUGGGGGAUAAUUGUACGUUUUCUGCAUUAGUUUCUGAGGUUGAUUGUGGGUGUAAAGGGAACUGUAUACUGUUCACCGAUCAGUUUUUUUGUAGCACGGAAGAUGAUGGAGGAAUGUGGAAGAAUCACGGGAUAGGUGUGUUUAGUUUGGAUAAUGGCAGCAUUGGUCCAAUUAGUAGUUACAAUGGCUAUGCUGAGUUGUUUUGGCCUCCUCCUUCUUGGAUUUGUUCUCCUCAGCCUAUUGAUGUAAGUGGUGUUGCUGUUGUUUCUGUUUCAG
Messenger RNA from Nicotiana tabacum (common tobacco), 1416 nucleotides. NCBI's taxonomy places the organism in Eukaryota, Viridiplantae, Streptophyta, Magnoliopsida, Solanales, Solanaceae. The record is from RefSeq and is a predicted model, not a curated record.